ACAAUCAAAUUAUCAGGUAUAUACGUAGCAGCCCAGGGGUCGCUCACUGCGCUUCUAUUGUCUCUCCACAUAUCUCUAUGCCUCAACCGAGCAGACCACAGCAGACCUCAUUAUCCACUGCCCAACAAGUUCACAAUAAACCUGCCUUACGAAUGCAUCAACGAAGCCGGGGACCUUGCCCUAUGCUUCAAGGGGAAGUGCAACGGGUCCUGGAAUCCCCCAAGAGCGCACCACUGCUCCGCAUGUGGCGUCUGCCGUCUGGACUUUGAUCACCAUUGUCCAUGGCUGGGAAAUUGUGUGACGCUCUUCCGCAUCAAAGCCUUCCUGUCCCUUCUCUAUCUAACACCCAUAACCACCUUCCUCGGCCUCUACCCCAUUCUACCACUCCUGCGACAACACAUACUGCUCGCCCUCUCUGUUUCCCAAGAAGACCCCUGGGCCAGGCAGGCAUGGUGGGAUUGGUGGGGGUCCUGGAUCCUCGUCUGCGGCCCGCUUGGUAAGGUGCCAGUAGGCAUCGUCCUUGGGUUCAGAGUGCUACAGACUCACCGUCUACCGGGCGGUAUCGUGGAGCAGCCGCAUCUGCGGCUUGUACUCGUUGCUUUUGGCGGGGUGUUACUUUCCGUGUUUACAUUGGGUCUUGCUAUCAGCACAACGUGGAAUGUUCUGCGCGGUCUGACCACUUUAGAGUCGCUCUUCGCCAAGUCCACCAGGAAGGUUUUCAUCUGCGACCCAUUGAGGAACGACUCACCGGCGGAGCGUAUCUACGAUCUGGGAUGGAGGGAGAAUGUGCGGCGGCUUAUGCCGUACCCACUGUUUCCUGCCUUUCGUAACUCAAGACAUGCAGUGCAUACAAGGUAA
This is a messenger RNA of Gloeophyllum trabeum ATCC 11539, 858 nucleotides long. RefSeq lists its product as uncharacterized. Gene Ontology annotation, molecular function: protein-cysteine S-palmitoyltransferase activity. The annotation marks the transcript as partial. Gene Ontology annotation, cellular component: endoplasmic reticulum; Golgi apparatus. Gene Ontology annotation, biological process: protein targeting to membrane; peptidyl-L-cysteine S-palmitoylation. The transcript is spliced from 4 exons. The record is from RefSeq and is a predicted model, not a curated record. NCBI's taxonomy places the organism in Eukaryota, Fungi, Basidiomycota, Agaricomycetes, Gloeophyllales, Gloeophyllaceae.